AUGCGCUCUGUUCUUGCCACGGCUGCCGCCGCCGUCGCCGCCUCCGUAGCUCUCGCCGCGCCGGCCGACCCUUCCUUUGAGGCUCGCCUUGCGGUCCGUAGCAAAGUCGACCAGGUCAUCGCUCAGCGGUCCCUCGUCACCGACGCUGGCAAGUUCUCGCAAAAGUCUUACGACUAUGUCAUCGUCGGCGCUGGUACCGCUGGUCUCGCCCUCGCCGCCCGUUUGAGCGAGAACGGCAAGCACUCGGUCGGUGUCCUCGAGGCUGGACCCACUGGUUUCAACGACCCCAUCAUCGACAUCCCCGGUCAAUUUGGCGCCGACUUGGGCACAAAAUACGACUACAACUAUACCACGGACGCCAACUCGCAGACCGGUGUCACGCCCAAGGGCUGGCCCCGUGGCCACGUCGUUGGUGGCUCUUCAGCGCUCAACUUCCUCGUCGUCGAUGCUGCUUCAGAGGCUGAGUACAAUGCCUGGGAAGAGCUGGGCAACAAGGGCUGGAACUGGGAGUCGAUGGACAAGUAUAUGAAGAAGUCCGAGACCUUCACGACGCCUUCUCAGGAAGACCAGGGGAAGCUCAACAUCGAGGUUAACCCGGACAACUAUGGCUCUAACGGCCCCAUCCAGGUCACCUUCCCCGACUACAUCAGCAAGCAAGUCCAGAACUGGAUCCCUGCUCUCGAGUCGCUCGGUAUCCCGCGCAACAAUGAGCCACUCGGUGGCAAGAACACUGGCGCCUCGGUCCAGCCUUCCGACAUCAACCUCGCCAACCACACUCGUUCAUACUCGGCUCCUGCCUACUUCUACCCCAACUCGGCUCGCAACAACCUUGCUCUGCUGGCCAAUGCCCGCGUAGACAAGAUCAACUGGACCCCUCUCUCCAAGGUCAGGUCGUGGCUUCACAAGCUUGGGGUCAAGCAGCGCGCCACCGGCGUCAACUUCACUUCGGGCGGCAAGUCGUACACCGUCAAGGCUAAGCGUGAGGUCAUCAUCUCUGGUGGUGCCGUCAACUCGCCCCAGAUCCUCGAGCUUUCCGGUGUAGGCAACCCCUCCAUCCUCAAGCAGGCCGGCAUCCAGCCCGUUAUUCAGAACAACAACGUCGGUGAGAACCUCCAGGACCACACGUACUCGUACGCCGCCUAUGAGCUCCAGCCUGGCAACCCUACGCUCGACUCGCUCCGAUGGAACACCACCUUUGCCGCUGAGCAAAAGGCUCUCUACCAGCAAAACAAGGUCUCCAUUCUUGGCGAGACUGUUCCCUCGAUCGCCUACAUCACGCUCAGGACGCUCCUCGGCGAGUCCAAGGCCAACCAGUACGUCGAGACGGCCAAGUCGUACGUCCAGUCGCAAAGCAACAAGGCCUACGCUUCGACGCUCAACAAGCAGCUCGAAUUCCUCCAAAAGUACCCCGACACGCUCUCUCAAAUGGAGCUCAUUGGCAUCGACGGCUUCUUUGCUGGCGCGGGUGCUCCCGAGAACAACAAGAACUACGUCACCUUCCUGAGUGCCUCGCAGCACCUCCUUGCUCGCGGCUCGGUUCACAUCAAGUCCAAGUCAGCCGGCGCUGCCCCUAGCAUUCAGCCCAACUACUACAACAACGACUUUGAUCUCAACCUCGCCGUGCAGGGUCUGCAGUACCUCCGCAACAAGGUCUCAAAGACUCAGCAGUACUCGAGCUACAUCACCAAGGAGGUUGUCCCCGGCUCCAACUACACGACGGACGCUCAGCUCAAGGACUUCCUCAAGGGCAUGGGCACGACCACCGAGUACCAUCCUAUUGGCUCGGUGUCCAUGCUUCCUCAGAACAAGGGUGGUGUCGUUGACGCCAACCUGCGCGUCUACCAGACGGAGAAUGUCCGCGUCGUCGAUGCCUCGAUCAUGCCUGUGCACAUCAGCGCCCACAUCAUGAGGACAACGUACGGUAUCGCAGAGAAGGCUGCGGACCUGAUUCUCGGCGCUUAG
Messenger RNA from Jaminaea rosea, 1962 nucleotides. Its product is annotated as alcohol oxidase. NCBI's taxonomy places the organism in Eukaryota, Fungi, Basidiomycota, Exobasidiomycetes, Microstromatales. The transcript is spliced from 2 exons. Gene Ontology annotation, molecular function: flavin adenine dinucleotide binding; oxidoreductase activity, acting on CH-OH group of donors. The record is from RefSeq and is a predicted model, not a curated record. Bases 1 to 1962 code for a protein of 653 amino acids.